Molecule: messenger RNA, 2124 nt
Organism: Motacilla alba alba
Lineage: Eukaryota; Metazoa; Chordata; Aves; Passeriformes; Motacillidae
Gene: FNDC11
Product: fibronectin type III domain containing 11
Exons: 1
Coding region: 621-1589 (322 amino acids)
Source: RefSeq, a predicted model, not a curated record
GAAGGUAGAAGCACAAGGAAAAUGCUGUCAUUCCUCUUGGAAGCUGUCGUGAGGUGGCACUCAGUGGAUUGUGUUGUUCUGCCUGCUGCAUUCCAGCUCGUGUGGGGGCAGAGGGUUAAUUUGAAUCACCAACGUGAUUAUGUAGCUGUAGGAACUGGCUGAGAAGAUGGGCCUCAAACCUCAACAGCCUGGCAGAUUACAAAGAGAGAAAAAUAGGCAUCUCCAGAGAGGCAGAAGAAUGGAGAGAAAUUGCUUACAGGAGUACAAAGGCAGCUAAUUAGAAUGAAACAAGAUAAUAAGAUAGGGAGAAAUUUUGGCAGAGUGUAUCAGAGAACAGUUCCUGUCAGUGAAUCUAUUAAGCUGGGGUAGAACCUCUCAAGGGCGGGUAGAGGCAGACCAGUUGGAACACAUAUAAGUAGAGGAUACAAAACAUUAGACACCAGACAAGUAUAAAGGAAAAUUCCUCUGGAACCAUAUCUAGUCUGACAGUUCUUUAUAAGCUAAGCUUUAAUUAAGAGGGAAGAGUCACAGCCAUGAUUGUACUUCAUCACAGCUGCUUUUCCUCUGGUUCCUAAUGUUGUUAUUGUUGCUUUCCUACACAGCACCCAAGCUUUGGAAACAUGGCUAAGGUUUUGCAUGAGACUGAAACCACUCCGGACAGUACCCCACCCAGAGAAGAACAGGAUGACAAUGCCAGCAUGAAGCAGUACCUGAGAAACAAAAACCUUGUUCUGGAUUUCCUGCGCUCUGACUUGAAUCCCCACCACCUCCAGUACCACUGGAACAAAGUUCAUCUUCUGAAGAAGUGUUACUUUUACUUGAAGUUUGAGCCCAGACACGUGUGCGUGAGAGACCAGAACAAUAUGAUGAUUUUUGCUGACAUCUUACAAAUAGCAAACCCCUGCCAACUCCAGAAGAUCAAGAAGGUGGGAAGAAAACAGACUGAAAUCCAGCUGGCACUUUUAACUGAGCUGUUGGAACAGCUGGAACGAGGUCGGGAGGAGCUGAGCCGUUACGUACAGAUCUGUGACGUAGAAGCUUUCCUCUCCCAGUGGGACUUGAAUAUAAAGAGAGUGCUCAAGCUCUCCAUGUUUUUCAAUAAGCUCAUUUCCUUGGAAGAGCCAAGGAAGCUCCACGUCAAGCACAGCUUGGUGUCACAGAUACAUCUCGGAGGCGCUCUACACCCUCCCAUUACUUUUUCUCUCUACACGAAGAAGCCGCCGAUUUUUGAUCGGAUAGAGUCGUUCGCGUGCCAGACCUGGGCCCAGCUCAAGUGGUUCACUGAAAGCCAGGAGUCGCACCUGGAACGAUGGCAGCUGGAGAUCAAGCUAGUGACAGACGACAGUCAGACGGAACCAGGAUACGGUCGGACCCAGGAAGUCAUCUCUAACCCGUGUGUAAUCAACCACCUGCUGCCUGGCAGGUUGUACGAGUUCAAAGUGAGGAGAUCCGACACUCACACGCUCGUCUACUCGCAGUGGCACGACUGCAUUAUAUUGAAGACAAAAACUCACCCUGCUGAAGACGCCAAGGAAGCCCCCAGCCGCAGCCUGAUGAGGCGGCUCACGAGACCGACUCCCCCAGUUUAAUGGUUUAAUGAAAAAGGUGAAUAAGAGUAAUUAAAAAUAAAUUGUUUAAACAGUUUGCUUUAAAUCAAACUCGUUCUGUUUUCAACAGCAAUUGUAAAGGUGCCUUCCCAAAAUCUUUCCAGGUUAGCAGUAACCCAUUUGAAAUUUCUCGCAAAAAGUAUCAUCUUUAGGCAGCAUUUGGGACUCAACAGUUUUGUCCCACUGCCAGAGGCAAUGGUGGGAGCAGCCAGAACCAGAAAAUCUUGCAGGACACCUCUGAAGCAGAGCACAAGAGACAGAAGCAUCUCUACCAUCCAGUGCUUUCCAUCCACUCAGUGUCAGCUUCUUCCAAUGAUGUUUUGGGUUUGUAUUGUCCUUCCUCCAAAGUACCUGAACUGAACUCUUAAGCUCUUCAAAUCACCCACCCAGACUUAUGUCCAUCACUGGUUUCUGUCACCCUCUACACCCUGUGCCAUAUAGGUACCUAAGCAUGACUUCACCCCUCUAUAGUGCAUGAAAAGAUCACUUCAAUAAAAAAAAAGCACCAACCAAAACU